Molecule: messenger RNA, 334 nt
Organism: Porites lobata
Lineage: Eukaryota; Metazoa; Cnidaria; Anthozoa; Scleractinia; Poritidae
Source: the annotation of a GenBank genome assembly
CCACAUAUUUCCAAAACAGCCACUGCAUAACACGCUGGAUUUUAAACAGACUGGGUUAACCGUAGGGUGUGUAUAUGCUACAAAAAGAUGCUAUACAUCUCUGCAAAUGCAUGAAAGAUGUGGCUGUGAAUCUUGCCAGUACGUGUGCAACACAGACUUGGAUAGACGUGGUUGACCAUCACAUGGAAAAAGGGGGCUGUGCACCUGUACUAAUGCAAGGAACAGCUGUGCUUUUGAGGGGGAACUGACUGGACAAUACAUCUGUACCUAUGCCUAUGCUAAAGCAUAUGGGACAGGGCAAUGUCAGGUGCUUGAAGAUGGAAGACUGUGCUAA